Messenger RNA from Oryzias latipes (Japanese medaka), 1544 nucleotides. RefSeq names its product calcium homeostasis modulator protein 6-like. Gene Ontology annotation, cellular component: plasma membrane. The record is from RefSeq and is a predicted model, not a curated record. Lineage: Eukaryota; Metazoa; Chordata; Actinopteri; Beloniformes; Adrianichthyidae. Gene Ontology annotation, molecular function: monoatomic cation channel activity.
AUAACCUGCUUUCUGGAAUACCGCUCAGGUGUAAAGUAAUCCUGUUUACUGUCAUCAGAUUGCAAAGACUGAAACUUUUCUGACGCUGCUUUCAGGAAGUCACCACAUGUAUAAGAGGUAAAAAUGAAACUGAGCUCAUAUUUCUGUGUCUGCUCUAUCAGUGUGCAGAUAUGGAAACGAUUCAGCCAAUUCUUAAGUUUGCCAGCAAACAAACCAACUUUGGAUUUGGAUUGGUUGCUCUGCUAACGGCUGGUGGAGAGCAGAUCUUCUCAAUGGUAGCCUUCAAAUGUCCCUGCAAUGAGCUGAAUUUUACCUACGGCUUAGUCUUCCUGUUGGUGCCAGCCCUGGCAUUGCUGCUGCUUGGCGUCAUUCUCAGUAAGAAGACUUGGAAACUGACAACAGGGUUUUGCCAUCGCAACCCAAAGCUAUGUAAGUGGAGGAAUCUGAAGAGCAUGGGAGUGACUGUCAUCAAAAUCAGUGCUUGUUCACUGGUGGCGCCGUCUACUUGGAUUGCUGUGGCUCUGUUGCGUGGCAGCUAUUAUGAGUGUGCCAUGACGGGGGCCAACUCCACCAGGUACAGAAAGAAUGUGUGCAGGGGGGUGAACUCUGCAGCCGAAUGCCUUACAAAGCUUCAAAUGUUUCCUUGUAAAAGUGCUGGAAAUGAAAGCGAGGAAGUUCUGCUAACCCUCAGAGCUCAUUCUCAGAUUCUGGGCUGGCUGGUCAUCGCCUCCAUCAUGAUGUCCGGCCUGUUGGUGAUUUGUGUGACUCGCUGCUUCUCCCCCAUCAGCUACCUGCAUCUAAAGUUUUGGAACGAUUAUGUUGAGGAGGAGGAUAACCUCAUGGAUGAAUACUCAAGUAAACAUGCCAAAGAGCUUGCAGAAAGGAACCUGAAGAUCUUCUUUAAGAUCCAAGACCCCGCCGAGACCCCGACCCCGCCCUCGACGAGACGCCCGCCGGCAAACAUUGUCACCCCCAGCACAGAGGAUUGGAAGAAGAUUACCUUGCUCAAUAAGUCCAGCCCCAAAGAACAGAUCUACAGCACUCUGCAUCGAUAUGUGGAAAAAACGCGGGAGGAGAAAGGGUCCGAUAAGACGCCUUUAUUGAGGUCAAAUGAGUCUGCUGAAAAACCUCCAGGUGUGGAUGGAGGAACAGUGUCUACAUGAGGAUGAACCGGCUGAACCCAAGGACGUGACUUCAGGUAAGUUGCUUUAGAGACAGCAAACGAGCUGAGAACCCCGUUCUCUCCUUUGUAUUAGUGUAGUUUUUAUUUUUGAUUGUUUCUAACUGGACUUUCUUUAUGUUCUGUUGUUCCUAUUUUUAUAUUAAUGCAAAAUGUCAACAAUCACAGUUCCUCUUUAGAAGACAAAGACUGGCUGAAUUGUGCUACUGUGAAUGUCACAAGGGACAUUUGAUCCUGCACUUUGAAGUGCCCCCUGCUAAGAAGACAUGUCAUCAUUGACUCUUGGUGUCCCAACAUACAUCAGAAUCAGAAUCAGAAAUACUUUAUUGAUCCCACACGUGGGAAAUUUGUUCGUUACAAUAAC